Planococcus citri (citrus mealybug) is the source of this 7999-nucleotide messenger RNA. Its product is annotated as protein PFC0760c-like. The transcript has a single exon. Lineage: Eukaryota; Metazoa; Arthropoda; Insecta; Hemiptera; Pseudococcidae. Bases 670 to 7560 code for a protein of 2296 amino acids. The record is from RefSeq and is a predicted model, not a curated record.
AAAGUACGGUUGCAAAACGAUAUCGUGCAAGUGUAUCGUACGUAUAAGUCACUUAUGACCUGUAUGUGUGUGUGUGAGUUCCUGAAUAACGACCUAAAACCUUUCCAAUUAAUCUCACGUGGACUAAUCAUUAACUUGAAUUGUUUAGUUUGUGUUUGUAUUUAUUAAUGACGAUUGGAAAAAGAUGGUGUGUGAUUACAAAACUGGAAAAAAGGAUCAAUUCGCACCUUAUGAAAAACGCUUUACACGUAGUUUCCAUAUUAUUUUGUAUUUAUUUAUAUCGCUUCUGCAUGACCUGCGAUCAAAAACUAACCACGGUGUUGCGCUUAAGCUGUACUUGAAUUAUAAAAAAUGCUACGGAAAUACCUAAGGGAACUUGUACUCUUGUUUUCUAUCUCUAUUGUGUAUCUUUUUACUCAGGUAAAACGCGUCGUAGAGGAUUUCAUGUCGUCGUAGAUAUUUGUAAAGCAUUCGUGUUAUACUUUGUUGUUACGUACGUGUGUUUUUUUGGAAUGUAUUCGGGGAGCAGAAAAUUAACACCUUCGGUCGUCAGACUGGCGCCGACCCAAAGUAUAAUCAUUGUGUGUAUUUGGAUUAUUCGCAGACACAUACGAUUUCUACUCGGAAGAAUUAAAGAAAUUUAUCGUACGAAUUUGGGAGGUAAAAAAAAUGCGUCCUAUUUUGAAAACUAUCGGCGAAUCGAUGAUACGACCUGUCUGCGCUUCGAUAUGUGAAAAAGACUACGAUUCGUCGCCGCCGUCGUUAUCGUUCCCAUCCAGAGACGGUGGCGAAAUGAAGGAUGUGUUUAAACAAAUCGCUCGCGAAUUAAUGACGCGACUUAAACAAGGUUCUAUCUUCAAGCAGCGGUCAGUACGUCCGGCGUUCCUGCGGGUAGCUCCGGAAGCGCCGGAAUUCCGCGACGUUUCUCUCAAGUCGUCCAGUUUCGAUUGCUCGGAUACAGAAAUUACGACUUUGAUCGAGUUACCGCGGUGGCAGCGUGGUAGCAGGUAUUCUCGAGGAUCUUUGGGAUCUGUGCACGAUUUCUCUUCAGAUCCAACCACCGAAGAUGAAGAAGAAGAUCCAACGUCACCAGAAAAGGAUUACGAAAAAUCUAGCAGCUUUUUGUCGCUGAGUUCGUAUAUUGGGCACGAAUUCGAGAACCCGGAAGAAUCGAACGAAAUGAAUUCCAGUACGACGAAAACCAACGUAUCCGAUGAUACGUCUUUUGACGAAAUAACCGUGAUUUGUAAACAGAAAAAUGACGACGAUGCACCGCAGACGGAAUUCAACGAUGCAGACGAGAUUGAUGACUUCGAUGAUACGAGUUUAUCGUCUGCGUUGAUGCAGGAUGAAGAUGAAGACGACGGCUACGACGAUGGAGUCGCAGAUGUCGAAUGGAAUACGUACGAGUCGCUCAACGACGUCGACGAGGAUUAUUUCGCUCAUGAAAAUGGCGCCGCGAAACCGACGAUAGAUCACGAAUGCGUUACGUCGUUUAUCGAAAAAGCACCGUUGACUAUCGGCGCCAGAUACAAACCCGAAUUAGCUGUUAUUUACGAAGAAAGCCAUAUUUCUGAUUCGAAAUGCUCGUUGAAAUCAAUUCUGGAAGAUUCCGCUACGAUUUUCGUUCAACCACAGGGCGAACUAAUCGACUCCAUCGCGAUCGCAGCCCAGCCAGAAUUCGAACGAAGCGAUACUCCGGAUACGUACGUGAUCGAAGAUGAGUCUUCUCGAGCCGAUCACCUCGACACCGACGUAUGGAAUAGUUUGGAGAAAUGUAUCGCUUGCGCCGACAUCCUGCUAGAGCACGUGAAGAACGCGAAAAUCAACCGAAACGAUUCGGAAACCGUUUCAUCUCCGAUGGCCAAUUUCGCAGCUUCCGAUGUCAACGGAACAGGAGUCGAUAGCGAUGCCCACACUAUCAGCGAAUCAUCUCUCAUCAGCUGUCUAGCAGAUUCGACCGAAUACCUAGAAGCGUUGAAAAACGACUCCUGCAGCUUGGACGCGAACGACGAAUCGGAUGAAAUAGUCUUGGAUUCGGGUAUUCUUAUGGAAGAUGUGAUCACGUGCUCGUCCGAAGGCGACUAUACCGAUAUGAAGCUACACAGCGAAGUCGUCUCGACCGAAAUCGGCCCCAUCGUAGUGCCUUUCGAUGGUCGCGCAUCUUCUGGGUCAGAAGAGGCCGAAGAUGCUGUAUGGGUUACUCAGAUUGAGAAGAUAUUCGAUUUCGAAGUCGAUGAUUUUUGCUUAAACACGCUUUUCGACCAGUCUGACGAGUCAGCUGCGUAUCACGAAGACACCGAACUACCUGAUCUGUCUGUAGAAGAAGAAGUUACUGAUUUCGGUCUCGUGUACGACAGCGAGCCGAGUAAUCGGCGCUUCAGUGAUCUCGAUAGUGACCAUUAUGCCGAUUCGGUCAUCCAAAACGACGAAUGUUCGUUCGAUUCGGUAAUCGAUAGCGAUGAUCAAUCGCUACAUGAUCAUCUAAUCAAUGAUGAAAUAUCGCCGGCACUUUAUACCUUUCGUUAUGAUGCUGAAAGUAUGUCUACUCGUGUUGAUCAUAUGGAUCACGAACAUCUCGAUUCAAUUCGUGCUUCGGUGCUUGUAAAUAAACCUGAUUCGGAUUCGAAUCAUUUAUCUGAUAAUUAUAUUAACGCAGGAGUCACGUCAAAUGUACCUGAAAGUGUCAUCGCGCAUUGCGACGAUGAUACGCAACCGAUUCCUGCUUCUACUGCUGUCGAAACUGAAACAUCUUCAACGCCUACUUCCGAACACAACUUGGAAUUGAACGUUUCGCACCGAAGUCAAGCUAACGGCGAAGUAUGCGAAUUUAUCGAACAACCAAACGUUGCUGUCGACUCUGAAGUUACCGAGUCACCGCCUAAAAAAACUGAUUUCGAUAGCGUAAUCAUUAGAACUUCAGAUGCCGAAUAUCAACUACCUUGCGACGUGAGCGAGGCUUUUAUCGGAUUCAAAAAAGUCUCUGAAGUUUUCGGCGAAAGUUUCCUCAACGAUGCGAACAACAAUGAGGAUUCCUCCCAUGAUCCAGAAACCGAACAAGAUAUCCUCUGCAACGAUCUUCCCGAUGUCGAGAAAACUUCACCUCGUGACGAAUUCAAAACCGAUAACAACAUGGACGAUGACUCGUCGUACGUCUGUAAAGAUUCUAAUUUGAUCGUCGCUGCGGCAGAUGAAACUGCAAAAUUGAGUAUCGCCGAUAUCCCCGAAUUGACUGCAGAAUUCGAAGAAGAAGAAGAAGAAACCCCGUGUAAAAUAACAACUGAUAAUUCGAUUGUGAAAGAUGCCCCUUGCGAGGAUGAUAUUCGAGCGCCAGAAGCUGAAAAAGACGAUCGUUCGGUCAUCGAAAGUGCUAAUUUUUCGAACGUCGCCAUUGUUGUUGACGAUCAUACUGAAAUCACCGAAUCUGCGAUAAAAACAUUUGAAAAUGUAGCUCAUCAAGAGGCAGAAAGCGAUAGCGAGGAGGUACUUGCCAGUCAGCAACUAGAAUAUGAAGUUGAAUUGGACGCGGAUAUCACUGGCGAAGAAAAUAACAAUCGUAUUUCUGUAGACGACGCGAAUUUCUUGGAAAAUCACGAAACUGUUGCUGAUGUCGAAGCUGCUGACAAUGAAGUUGUCUGUGAACUCGAAGCGUCAGCAGAAUCUUCUGAAAAUAAUGAUGAUGUUACGGUUGUUGAAAUGACGAUGCAUAAUUCGAUCGAAUCGUCUGGGAAAAUCAGUGAAAAUGGAUCCUCACCGGAACGUUCGGAAUCAGUCGAAUUUCCCGAAGUUGAUGACUGCGACAUGGAAGUCGAAAAUGACGACGUUGCGUCUGAGUCGCCCGAAUCAGUCAGAUCACCUGAAAAUGACGAUAUUGCUUCUGAGUCGCCCGGAUCAGUCGAAUCUUCUGAAAAUGACGACGUCGCUUCUGAGUCGUCCGAAUCAGCCGAGGAUGAUGACGUCGUUUCUAAGUUGUCAGAAUCAGACAAAUUGUCCGAAAAUGACGACGUCGUUUCUGAGUCAUCCGAAUCAAUAGAAUCUUCCGAAAAUGACGACGCCGUUUCUGACUCAUCCGAAUCAAUCGAAUCAUUUGAAAAUAACCACGACAUUGUGGUAGCUGAAAACGACGAAGCCGCUUCCGAAUCAUCCGAAUCUGCCCAUCUGGAAACCGAAAAUAGCGGGGACGAUGUAACAACGAUGGAUAAGGAUGCCAUCCCACUGCCCUCAGAAUGUGUCGAACCGUCUCAAUGCAACGAUGCCUUUGUUGCUACAGCUAUCGUUGAGAAUGACAGCAUUCCUGAUCUCUUUGAAUUCUUCAAAGUAACCGAAAACAGCGACGACGAAGAUAUAGUCAAAAAUAACGUUAACGCAGAAUUUGCCGAAAAUAUCGACGAUGAUGAUGAUGUAGCUGCGAAUCAGCUUGUAGAACUAGGUGAAUCGCCGGAGAGCAGCGAUGACAUUGCGAUCAUCGAAAACAAUCCCGUUCAUGAAUCAUCCGAAUCUGCCGAAUCGACUGACAUGAUCGACGACGCUGUAGCAGUGCAAAAUGGAGUGAUCUGCCAGUCUUCGGAAAUCGUCGAAUCGACCGAUGAAAACAGCGAUGGCGUUGUCGAAUCUGAUAAUAUUGGUUUUCCGGAUGUGUACGAAUCGAUGGUUGAACAUGUUGGCGACGUACCAGUGCAAAGUGACGCCAUUGAUCAACCUCCGGAAAUGGCCGAUUUGGCCGAAAAUGACGAUAAUGACGUGUCCAUCGUUGAAAACGACGUUAUUUUCGAAUCGCCUGAAUCUGACAAAUUGGUCGAAACCGCCGAAUCGGCUACCAUAAUUGACAACACUGUGGCGAUGCAAAAUUUGAUUGGUGAAAAUUCAGAAAUCGUCGAAUCUACUCGAAAUAACGAUGACGUUAGUGAAUCUGAAGAUAUCAUUGUUCCAGAUUUGUCCGAAUCGAUUGUCAAAAAUGUUGACGACGUACUAGCACAAAGUGACGCCAUUGAUCAACCUUCGGAAAUGGUCAAUUCGCCCGAAAAUGGCGAUAACGACGUCUCCAUCGUUGUAAAUAACAUUUGCGAAUUGUCAGAGUCCGGCGAAUUCGUCGAAACUGUCGACAACGUUGUAACGGUGCAAAAUAAUGACACAAGCGACGAUCCUCCGGCUUCUGUCGUCGAAUUCUCUGAAACCAUCGCCGAUGUUGUUGAAUUGACCGAUACUACUGUUGAAAAUCAGUCUUCAUCGGUUAUCGAAAAUAUUGAUGAAGUAUCGAUACCGCAUUAUGACUUGGAUCAGUCUUCUGAACUUGAUAAAUCAACAGGUAACAUCCUAAAGUCGCUUGAAACCGAUGAAUCCAUCGAAACUAUCGACGACGUCAGUAAUCAGCCCCUGGAAUCUGUCGUCGAAUCGCCUGAAAGUAACAAUGAUGUCAAGUCCGACGAUAUUGUCAUCAAAGAUUCGUCCAAAUGGACGGCCGAAGAUGUCGAAAACCGUUCAAUAGAAAAUGACUCUGUUUUCGAGUCCUCGGAAUGCGUCGAAGUGGCUGAAAACAUCGGUGAAGUUGUAUCUUUACAAAAUGACAUUGUUUGUGAACCCGAAGAAAACAUUGACGAUGUAUCGAUACCGCAUUAUGACUUGGAUCAGUCUUCUGAACUUGAUAAAUCAACAGGUAACAUCUUAAAAUCGCUUGAAACCGAUGAAUCCAUCGAAACUACCGACGACGUCAGUAAUCAGCCUCCGCCCGAAUGGAUGGCCGAAAAUGUCGAAAACCGUUCGAUAGAAAAUGACGCUGUUUCCGAGUCCUCGGAAAGUGUCGAAAUGGCUGAAAAGAUCAGUGAAAUUGCAUCUGUAGAAAAUUACAUCGUUUAUGAACCCGAAGAAACCAUCGAAGCCGACGAAUUAUUCGAUAGCAACAGCGAUCAUUUUGCUGCUGUUGAAAACGACGUUAUUCAGGAGCUCACCGAAUCGACCAAUAAUGUCGAUGAUCAGUCGACUAAAAAUAUCAAUAUUAUCGAAAAUGACCCGAUCCACGAGCUUUCGAACGGUUCUAGUGAAAAAUCUGAGGAAGUUCAAACUAUCGAAAAUGAAGCCAUCGCCGAAUCCUGCGACAACAACGACUCCGCUAUAAUUGAAAACAACAUCGAUCCUACGCAGUCAACUGAAUCCAACACUAACGCUACUGAUGCUAUCGACAAUAACCAUCCGGCAUUCGAACCAGCAUUUGUACGAAACAAACACUUAAUCGCUGUAUCAAAUCAAUCGAUUUCGUAUUCGAUCGGUUGCGACACUAAUGCUGAAAUUUGCAGUUUACUCGGAUAUUUAAACGAGAAGAAAAUCUUCGUCAAAAACAUCGCCGCUAACAACAACAAUACAGCUAAUGCAAUCAGCGCCGAUACGGCUAAUUCGAACGUAAAAGAAGAAGUAGCAGAUACCGCCGUCGCCAACUCUUCGAACGAAAUGCUCGAUGAAAAUUACGUCACCAUUUCGGACGCUUCUUCGAGUAAACCGGAAGAAGAUCGAGAACGAGAAUCGUCUUCGUCUAGUCAAAUCGAUCAAAGCUUCGUUACCAUAUCGGAAGCUUCGAUAGAUAAAAGCGAAUCGUCCAUUUCGCUGACGCCGGAACACAAGACAAAGCCAAGAUACAGCCCCGAACAACGUAAAUCACGUAACAACGUCAAAACCAGAGUUCAGUUCACGAAUCGUAGAAGCGUUAAACGUACUUCGUCGUCUCAGAAAAAAGAAUCCACCGACGAGGACGAUUCGUCGAAACGUAAUAACGCUACCAGCAGCUCCGGCAGUAAUAACGGUGCCGGAGACGAAAAGAAACCCAAACUCGAGCCAUUAGAUGUGACCGAAUACAGCGUUAAAUUAAAGCUGCAUAUCGAAUGGGAUAAUAAACGUAGCUCGUCCGAUUCGACUUCGAAAUCUUCGUCUUUCGACGAUUCGUUAAACUGCUCCGAAUCGACCAGCGAAGGUAAACGCGAUUUUCGCGAGGAAAAUAAAACCAACGCCGACGCCAAAGAUAACGGCCAGCCCUACUAUCAUCAUCGUUUCGAGCAGGUAACUCGAUUAUUGACCGAUUUCAAGAAUGAUUAUCCUAAAUUCGUCUCGUACGAGUAUUUCUCGCCCAAGAUCAAAUUCCAAACGACGCCGAGGAAAAAACAAACGUCCAGAAACACCGCUCGCAAAUCAUUAUCGCUCGAUUCGUCGCCCAGCGGACGUUACCAUCGCUAUUGUCAUAUCUCAACUCGAGAUUUAAAUAACGUCGAUAGUAAAUGUACCACCUUCAACGCCGUCGUUACUCCUAAACGAAAUGUAUCAUCGCCUACCGUGAAAAACGUAAAUCAAACGACAAACAUCUCGAAAAAACGAGUCAAUCGAAAACUGUUGAAAAGUCGUAAUCAAAUUAAUACAAAUAGUUCGCUGAAAACAUCCACGCCCGUACUGACCGCCGCUCAAUUCGUUAACCAAGAAUCGAUUAUCGAAAAUUUAACCUCGAAUACGCUAUCGCCUAUUGUUAAUUCGCUCGAAGAAUUCGAACUAAUCGAAUCUCUAUUGUCGUCCUGUGAAACAUGAAACUGUUUUUUGUUUUUUAUUGUUGGAUUUUUUUAUUACUAUUUGACUCUUGUAGUUAUUAAUCGAUUUAAGCUAUUUUUGCGCUAUCGUUAUUUUUAAUAAUUUUUUUUUAUUAUUAUCGUUUCGUCAUUUUUUUUUCAUUUUCGUUUUCGAUAAUUUUUUUUUAUAAUUUAUUGCUUAACGCGGAACCCGAUCCAAAGAUGUUCGUGUUUGUGUGUAUUUUUAAGGUUAAGAUUUUGAAUGUGUGUUUUUUAUUUUUUACCUACCGUCAUUUUUGUUUGGUAAUAUUAUUUAGCGUGUACUUUGUGGCAUUUAAAAAAUACGUUUUUUAUGUAGUUAGAGUCAUAACUUGUGUUAACGUAUACCGGUGAUUUUUGAUGUUUUUUGCAUAUUGAACAAAAAAAAAUGUAAUAGCUUGAAAUACAUUUUGUAAUUUUGU